Molecule: messenger RNA, 2338 nt
Organism: Ipomoea triloba (trilobed morning glory)
Lineage: Eukaryota; Viridiplantae; Streptophyta; Magnoliopsida; Solanales; Convolvulaceae
Product: protein MOS2-like
Exons: 4
Coding region: 554-2002 (482 amino acids)
Biological process (GO): mRNA splicing, via spliceosome
Cellular component (GO): spliceosomal complex
Molecular function (GO): nucleic acid binding
Source: RefSeq, a predicted model, not a curated record
AUCACCUAAUCAUCCUAAAUUCCUAAUUCCUAAAUCUCAGCUCGUCAGCCGUCUGCCCAUCUGGCCAUCUCCAUUCUCGCCUCCUCGGACUCCAAAUCGACCAGAGAGCUCAGCCACCGCCCUCAGCCGUCAACCCCAGCCGUCGACGUCUCCCCCCGCCGUCGCGUCUGCACCGGCGUCGUCAAAGAACUGCAGAUCAGCCGUCGACCGUCGUGUACUCGUGGACGUGUCCCCCGCCGUCGCGUCUGCCCAGCCUCGCCGGCGUCUCCCCCGCCGUCACUUCCGCCGUCUCCUCUCACAGUCUCAGCCGUCGGCCGUCGCUUCUGCCCAGGAGUUUCUGGGAGAUGGAGUGGCAGUAAUUCUUGUGUUAUUGUUUUGUAUUUUGAGGCAGAGAGAGGGACUGCAGAUAUUGAAGAAAGAUUGGAGCUUUCUCAAGUGAAAGUGAGGGGUUUUGAACAUCCUGGAGAUUGUAAUAAAAGAACAGAAGAAGAGGAAGAAGAAGAAGAAAGGUCUCCCUGAGCUCGCCGGUCCGACGUCUCUGUAAUCGUCGACGAUGAAGCUCUCAUUUUCCCUCGCCUCAAAGCCCUCUUCAAACCUAAAGAAGCCAUCUCAGACCUUCGCCGGCAAUGACCCGAAAGCAUCGGCGUCCGCCGCCAAAGAGUAUGUGACCGAGUUUGAUGCUUCUAAAGCUCCGGCAGCAUCCGACUCUGUCGCCAAUUAUAUAAUCCCUCCGAAGGCCAACGAAUGGGAGCCUCGCAAACGGAUGAAGAAUAUCGACCUCCCUCCAAUCCGGUCGUCCGACGAUCAGCCGCUGCAAUUCGAGGUCGACACCGGCUCGUCUGUGGAGCCGUCGUCCGAUUCCGUGUCCUACGGUCUGAAUAUCCGCCAGUCUGCCGACGAUCCGAACACCGAUAAGUCAGAAAACCCUAAACCUAGCCCUAAUGUUGAUCCCAUGUUGCAUAGGCUGAAAGAGGAUCUGAUGAGACUGCCGGAUGAUAACGGUAUGGAUGAGUUUACUGAUAUGCCCGUGGAGGGCUUUGGAGCUGCUCUGCUCAAGGGUUAUGGUUGGAGUGAAGGCAGAGGCAUAGGCCGCAAUGCAAAAGAGGAUGUGAAAGUGAGAGAGUAUAAAAGAUGGUCUGCGAAGGAAGGGAUUGGAUUUACUGCUGAAUUGCCAAACGAUACUAAAGUGCAUAAGGUUGAUGGUGGAGAAAAGAGAGAUAAGAAAAUGAAUGCCAAUGGAAAGGAGGAAAGAGGGGAAAAGGAAGGGAAAGGAUUGUUUGUGGGCAAGAACAUAAGGAUAGUUGGAGGUAGGGAAAUUGGAAUGAAAGGAAAGGUUGUGGAGGUGAAGAGCGGUGGGAAUAUGGUUAUUAGGCUUUCCAGUGAUGACAGGGAAGUAAUUGUCCAAUCAUCUGAUGUUGCAAAGUUGGGUUCUGUAGAAGAGGAGAAGUGUAUGAGGAAGUUGAAGGAGUUGAAGAUUAAAGACAGCAAUAAAGAUUCAUCUAGUGUUAGACAUCGUAGAGAAAGUAGAGAUGAAGUAACGAGGGAUAGGGAAAUUAGGGAGGAAAGAUCAAGGGACAGGAGAAAGGACAGCAAGCGUAGUAGAGAUGAGUCAAAUGCCAAGGGAGUUGAACAAAUUUCUUGGCUAACUAGUCAUAUAAGAGUUAGGGUUAUAAGUAAGACGUUGAAAGGAGGAAAAUUAUAUUUGAAGAAAGGAGAAGUGGUGGAUGUGGUAGGGCCAUCAACUUGUGAUAUAUCAAUGGAUGAGAGCCGGGAGUUGAUUCAAGGUGUGAAUCAGAAUCAGCUUGAGACGGCACUCCCAAGGCGCGGUGGUCCUGUACUUGUUUUGUGUGGUAGGCAUAAGGGCGUGUAUGGAAGCCUUGUAGAGAGGGAUACAGAGAAGGAAACUGGUGUUGUGCGACAUGGUGAUACACACGAGUUACUCAAUGUGAGACUUGAGCAAAUUGCAGAAUAUACAGGAGAUCCUAGUUACAUCGGCUAUUGAAGAAUCCAUUCAAUUGUUGCUUGGCAUUGACUGGUUGGGGAUGCCACUGAAAUUGAAGGUUGGUACACCACUGUUGAAUGCUGUUGUUGAUGUUCAGCUGCCACCGAAGAUGACCACGUUACAAUUUCUUUAUCUCCAAGCCGGUCAACUGUUCUGCUAAACUUGUACUAUUGACCUAUAUUGUUUGACAAUUAUUAUUUCUCAAGAAAGAAAGUGUUGUACCAUACGUAUAAAUGUAUAAUUUUAUUGAUCUUGAACCAAGUAAAAGAGUGUGCUUUCCCCUCCAAAAAAGAAAGUUCAAUUUUGAAAGGAAAAAUGUUUAGUGUACUCUUGUAA